This is a messenger RNA of Penaeus vannamei (Pacific white shrimp), 502 nucleotides long. Lineage: Eukaryota; Metazoa; Arthropoda; Malacostraca; Decapoda; Penaeidae. The record is from RefSeq and is a predicted model, not a curated record.
AAGCCUUUUCUUUAGCCUUUUUGUCUUCAAAGGAGAGAAAUAGGUGAAUAUAAUAUAUGAUUCAAAAGCUGGAUGUAGCAGGUCUAGUUGUCAGAAGCAACGUAAACAUGUCGGGUCUACUGGAACCAACUUUGUACAUCAUCAAAGGCAUUGCCAUCCUUGACAAUGAUGGGAACAGGUUGCUCGCAAAGUACUACGACCCAAACGUCUUUCCAACAGUAAAGGAAGAGAAGAAAUUUGAAAAGAAUCUCUUCCAGAAAACACACAGAGCUAAUGCAGAGGUCAUCAUGCUCGAUCGUCUUACCUGCGUCUACCGCUCAAAUGUUGACCUUUUCUUCUAUGUCAUGGGCUAUUCACAUGAAAAUGAGCUCAUAUUGGUGUCAGUGUUGAGUUGUCUCUAUGACGCAGUCUCAGCUAUUUUGAGAAAAAAUGUAGAAAAGCGGACCCUGUUGGACAAUCUUGACAUUAUUAUGCUGGCUGUAGAUGAGAUCUGUGAUGGAGG